AUGAUAAAUGAUCACACAUGCUGUACAAAGAGACCACCACUGGAGAUUACCUGUGACAAGAGACCACCACUGGAGACUACCUGUGACAAGAGACCACCACUGGAGACUACCUGUGAUAAGAGACCACCACUGGAGACUACCUGUGAUAAGAGACCACCACUGGAGACUACAUGUGACAAGAGACAACCACUGGAGACUACCUGUGGCAAGAGACCAUCACUGGAGACUACCUGUGACAAGAGGCCACCACAGGAGACUACAUGUGAUAAGAGACCACCACUGGAGACUACCUGUGGCAAGAGACCACCACUGGAGACUACAUGUGACAAGAGACCACCACUGGAGACUACAUGUGAUAAGAGACCAUCACUGGAGACUACAUGUGAUAAGAGACCACCACUGGAGACUACCUGUGACAAGAGACCACCACUGGAGACUACCUGUGACAAGAGACCACCACUGGAGACUACCUGUGAUAAGAGACCAUCACUGGAGACUACAUGUGACAAGAGACCACCACUGGAGACUACAUGUGACAAGAGACCACCACUGGAGACUACAUGUGACAAGAGACAACCACUGGAGACUACCUGUGACAAGAGACCACCACUGGAGACUACAUGUGACAAGAGACCACCACUGGAGACUACCUGUGAUAAGAGACCACCACUGGAGACUACCUGUGACAAGAGAAAACCACUGAAGACUACAUGUGACAAGAAACCACCACUGGAGACUACAUGUGACAAGAGACCACCACUGGAGACUACCUGUGACAAGAGAUCACCACUGGAGACUACCUGUGACAAGAGACAACCACUGGAGACUACAUGUGAUAAGAGACCACCACUGGAGACUACCUGUGAUAAGAGACCACCACUGGAGACUACAUGUGAUAAGAGACCACCACUGGAGACUACCUGUGACAAGAUACCACCACUGGAGACUACAUGUGAUAAGAGACUACCACUGGAGACUACCUGUGGCAAGAGACCACCACUGGAGACUACCUGUGAUAAGAGACCACCACUGGAGACUACCUGUGACAAGAGACCACCACUGGAGACUACAUGUGAUAAGAGACCACCACUGGAGACUACCUGUGAUAAGAGACCACCACUGGAGACUACAUGUGACAAGAGACAACCACUGGAGACUACCUGUGGCAAGAGACCACCACUGGAGACUACCUGUGGCAAGAGACCACCACUGGAGACUACCUGUGACAAGAGGCCACCACAGGAGACUACAUGUGAUAAGAGACCACCACUGGAGACUACCUGUGAUAAGAGACCACCACUGGAGACUACAUGUGGCAAGAGACCACCACUGGAGACUACCUGUGGCAAGAGACCACCACUGGAGACAACCUGUGACAAGAGACCAUCACUGGAGACUACCUGUGAUAAGAGACCGCCUUUAUCUAUUAAGAGACCAUUAAGAGACCCCUUAUAA
Messenger RNA from Pecten maximus, 1455 nucleotides. RefSeq names its product repetitive proline-rich cell wall protein 2-like. The transcript has a single exon. Bases 1 to 1455 code for a protein of 484 amino acids. NCBI's taxonomy places the organism in Eukaryota, Metazoa, Mollusca, Bivalvia, Pectinida, Pectinidae. The record is from RefSeq and is a predicted model, not a curated record.